CAGAAAUGUUUGACAAAGGCAAAAACAAGCAAAUAGACUAUGUAGAGGCCUCUUCAAGCAAAAACAAUGAAAGCUUUGCCUCUUCUCUUAAAAAAGAAACAACAAAACAACAUGUGAAUUAUGAUAUAAACAAAAGUUAUAUGAAGGAACUAAUCAGUUUAAGCACAGAAACUGCAACCAAAACUAAGCUACUUGACUUUACAGAUAGUCCUGAAAUCAACAAUUAUGAUCAACUCAAACCUAAAUGA
Messenger RNA from Scutellospora calospora, 248 nucleotides. The record is from the annotation of a GenBank genome assembly. NCBI's taxonomy places the organism in Eukaryota, Fungi, Glomeromycota, Glomeromycetes, Diversisporales, Gigasporaceae.